Molecule: messenger RNA, 4302 nt
Organism: Myotis brandtii (Brandt's bat)
Lineage: Eukaryota; Metazoa; Chordata; Mammalia; Chiroptera; Vespertilionidae
Product: protocadherin beta-13-like
Exons: 2
Coding region: 364-2457 (697 amino acids)
Biological process (GO): homophilic cell-cell adhesion
Cellular component (GO): plasma membrane
Molecular function (GO): calcium ion binding
Source: RefSeq, a predicted model, not a curated record
UGUAAGGUCCACCAAGAGUAGAGUUAGAGUUGUAACUUGUACAACACAGGCAAGAGUUAGAAAUAGUGCAUCCAUUUUCAUCCCAGAAAAUGUAAUAUCCUGUGAGGACGCGUGGUGGCGCUGCAGGAUAAGAAGGUACAAACCGGAACCGCAGCUGCGGCUCCAUUAAAGACAAAACUUAACCAGCAGAGCCUGGAAGCCCACUGGGAAGCUAGGGCGCCACAGAAGAAGGACUGGGUCCUCUAGAAAGGACUGCUCACUGGGAUAUUUCCGAGGCAUCCUGUGCAAUAUUCAGUCUCAGAUACUGAGUUCUUCACAGCUCCGCGGAGCCAGCCUCGCCAGAGGCUGUACCAAGCAAGAACAAUGGAGGCCAGCAGGAAGCUCAUUUGCAGACAAAGGCAAGUCCUUUUCCUUUUUCUCUUCUUGGGCUUAUCUCAGGCGGGCACGGAACCUAGGCGCUAUUCUGUGGUGGAGGAAACUGAGGGGAGCUCUUUUGUAACCAAUUUAGCAAAGGACCUGGGUCUGGGGCAGAGGGAACUCUCCAGGCGGGGGGCUAGGGUCAUUUCCAAAGGGAACAAACUGCAUCUGCAGCUGGAUCAGGCGACCGGGGAUUUGUUGCUAAAUGAGAAACUGGACCGCGAGGAACUGUGUGAUCACACAGAGCCCUGUGUGCUGCGUUUCCAGGUGUUGCUAGCGAAUCCCUUAGAGUUUUUUCAAGCUGAGCUGCAAGUAAUAGACAUAAAUGACCAUGCUCCGGUGUUUGUGGAAAGAGAUAUGGUGCUAAAAAUAUCGGAGAGCAGUCCUCCUGGAACUGCAUUUCCUCUGAAGAACGCUCAGGACGAAGAUGUAGGCCGAAAUAAUAUUGAGAACUAUAUAAUCAAUCCCAACUCCUAUUUUCGGGUCCUCACCCGAGAACGAAGCGAUGGAAGGAAAUAUCCCGAGCUGGUGUUGGACAGAGCGCUGGAUCGAGAGGAGGAACCUGAGCUCAGGUUAACCCUCACGGCGCUGGAUGGUGGCUCUCCACCGCAGUCUGGCACCGCUCAGGUCUACAUUGAAGUCGUGGACAUCAACGAUAACGCCCCUGAAUUUGAGCAGCCUUUCUAUAGGGUACACAUCCCUGAGGACAGUCCCAUAGGUUUCCUGAUUGUCAAGGUCUCUGCUACGGAUGUAGACAUAGGAGUCAAUGGAGAGAUUUCCUACUCACUUUUCCAGGCUCCAGAAGAGAUUAGGAAAACCUUUGAGCUCAACCCCCUGACAGGAGAUAUUCGACUGAACAGACAACUUGAUUUCGAAGCUAUUCAGUCCUAUGAGGUCAUUGUUGAGGCUAAAGAUGCCGGAAGCUUGUCUGGAAAAUGCACCGUUCUGACUCAGGUCCUGGAUGUGAACGACAAUGCUCCAGAAGUCACCAUGUCUGCACUUACCAGGCAGAUCCCUGAGAAUUCACCGGAGACGGUGGUUGCCCUGUUCAGUGUUUCUGAUCUUGAUUCGGAAGAAAACGGGAAAAUAAGUUGCUCCAUUCAGGACAAUCUACCCUUUCUCCUAAAAUCUUCUUUGGAAAACUUUUACACCCUAGUAACAGAGGGACCGCUGGACAGAGAGACCACGGACGAAUACAACAUCACCAUCACUGUCACCGACAUGGGGACCCCCAAGCUGAAAACUGAGCACAACAUCACCGUGUUGGUGUCUGACGUCAACGACAACGCCCCCGCCUUCACCCAAACCUCCUACACCCUGUUCCUCCGCGAGAACAACAGCCCCGCCCUGCACAUCGGCAGCGUCAGCGCCACAGACAGAGACGCGGGCGCCAACGCCCAGCUCACCUACUCGCUGCUGCCGCCCCACGACCCGCAGCUGCCCCUGGCCUCGCUGGUGUCCAUCAACGCGGACAACGGCCACCUGUUCGCCCUGAGGGCGCUGGACUUCGAGGCGCUGCAGGCGUUCGAGUUCCGCGUGGGCGACGCGGCCAAGCACAGGCUGCUGGUGCUGGUCAAGGACAAUGGCGAGCCCGCGCUGUCUGCCAGCGUCACGCUGCACGUGCUGCUGGUGGAUGGCUUCUCGCAGCCCUACCUGCCGCUGCCGGAAGUGGCGGCCGACCAGGCGCAGGCCGACCCGCUGACCGUGUACCUGGUCAUCGCGUUGGCGUCGGUGUCGUCGCUGUUCCUGUUCUCGGUGCUGGCGUUCAUCGCGGUGCGGCUGUGCAGGCGGAGCAGGGCCGCCUGGGUGGGUGGCUGUUCGGUGCCUGAGGGCCACUUUCCAGGCCACCUGGUGGACGUCAGCGGUACUGGGACCCUGUCCCAGAGCUACCAGUAUGAGGUGUGUCUGAUGGGAGGCUCAGGGACUAGCGAGUUCAAGUUUCUGAAGCCUAUUGUGCCCAAUUCCCAGGGCCAUUACCCUGGGGCAGAAUUAGAAGAAAACCCUGACUUCAAGAAUGACUUUAGUUUUAGUAUUCAGUGACCAUAAUUGUUUAUCUUUUUCCAGCUACUUCAAUUGGUAAAUUCAAGGUGAUGAGUUAUUUUUGGCACCUAUUAUGAAUUUUUAAAUUAUACUAAGCUUCCUUGCACGUUUUCUUACAUUAUUCCUUUCUUUUAAAUAAUGGUAUUUUAUCAUUUCUUCAUUAGUAUAAAAGAUGAGUGGUCCUAAAACUUGCCUCUCAAAAACUGAUGAAGUUAAUAAUUGUACAAAUCCUUGUUCUAGGAUAGCUUUAGAAUAUAUUAGGAAAAAACAGUGAAACGUUAAUUCUAUAUAUAUAAUUGACUGUGUUUUCUUGAGAAUUUUAUAUUAGUUUUUAAUUAUUGGUUAUAUAAGAGAAGUAAUGCACUAACACUCACGGGGAAGUAUGCCUAACCAGGAAGGAAAGAGAACUGGCACCAUGAGAAUUUGGCUCAUUUUAUUCUGCUCUACUAGUACUAUCUUUGAUAUUGUUUUCUCUUAAAAUGUUAUAUUUACUAUGCUUUCUUUCAUUAAUCUACCUCUGUUAGUUUUAAUUUCAUUAUUUUAAUUACUUUUCAUUUUGUUUCAUUGAUGUUCAAAGGAGGGGGAAAGCUACAUCGUGUUUAUCCAGUGAGAUGAAAUAGCAAAGCAGCAAAUUUGGCUUUUCCCAUUUGAGAAACAUUGAGUACCCAUGACAAAAAAUACACUGGCAAGCCAAUAUCCAUUCAUUUUUUCUAGUUUCUAACAGAUCCUAAAUUCCACUUAGGGCAUUAGUUUGCUUAUUCAAAAGAACACAUUUUGCCAACCUCCUUAGGCAGGUACAAUGGAGCAUUUGACUAGGUUUUAGUCAAUGAGAUGUAUAUACAAAUGUUGUAGAAGACUUCUAAGAAAGCUGUUUAAGGGAAGAUGAGUCCUUUGGGAAGGGGUCCCUUUUGUCCUUCUCUAGUCCUUGCAUCUUAGAAUGCGUAAGUCAUGGUUGGAACACAGUCAGCCAUGUUGGAUCAUAAAGCAACAAUAAGAAUGGAAAUAAUGAAUGAAGACAGUCAGUAUAGAAUAAACUUUAAGGAGAUGAGGGUCCCUGAUGAUCACAGAGCCAUUAUGUCAUCCUUGGAAUGCCUGCUUCUGAACUUUUUUUUUUACUUGAGAAAUAAAGGAACUUCUAUCUCAUUUAAGCUGCCAUCAUCAUUUUAGUUUUGUGGUACCUCCAGUGAAAUCCAACCCUAAUGCUUUAACAUUAAGAUUUUCCAUUAAAACAUUAUAUAAUAAGUGAAAUGCACAGAUCUUAACUGUAUAGUCUGAGCUAACCGAUCUGUUUUAAGUUCUUAAUUUUGAAUUCUAAUUUAAUUAAAAGUAGUGUAUAGAGUGCUUUACACGAAUUACCUUUUUAAUCUUCUACCAAACCUUAAGGAAGUUGGCAUAUUGUCCCCUCCUUUACAUAUGAGAAGCUGAAGCUAAGAAAAGUUAAGUAACUUGUUCACAAGUCUGAGUAAUAAAAGAAAAAUUUUUUAAUCUAUUCUAAGUCUACUUGAAUUGAAUGCCCCAGUUUUUAACCCAUGUGUUAUAUAUAAUGGCAGGUGUUUACUGGUAGCAUUGUCUUCCUAAGAAAGUGAAAUCCUUCUAUUCCAUGAACGGAACUCCUAUGUAGAAAUGUAACUUUUGGUUCAUAGUUUGUGUGUGUUUCAAUGCCACACUGCUCUCGACCAAUAAACUCAAAGUUCUUGUGGAAACACUGACCUCUCUAAGCUAGGUCAGACAGCACAAUUGAUCUUCACCAUAAAUGAAUCAGCCCAAAAUAUCUUCCUGUACAUUCUCAACAUGUCACAUUUAUUAUUGCAGAGAUGAAUGCCCUAAAUAUAGACUAGAAGUGUC